Molecule: messenger RNA, 6202 nt
Organism: Manduca sexta (tobacco hornworm)
Lineage: Eukaryota; Metazoa; Arthropoda; Insecta; Lepidoptera; Sphingidae
Gene: C1GalTA
Product: glycoprotein-N-acetylgalactosamine 3-beta-galactosyltransferase 1
Exons: 8
Coding region: 1816-2853 (345 amino acids)
Cellular component (GO): membrane
Molecular function (GO): N-acetylgalactosaminide beta-1,3-galactosyltransferase activity
Source: RefSeq, a predicted model, not a curated record
AUUGCAAAAUAUGACAUAGCAUUACAUUUCCCUAUUCCGAGACAAGCCAUAAUAUACAGAUAAAGAACAUUGCCUUACGCAGUGUUUGCAGCCACAUUUUAAUAACAAACAAAAUCAUUUCAAGAAGUUUUUAAUAUUCUUUUGUAAAUUCAAGGUGUUUAAGUUGCGUAGCCGGGGAUAUUGUCGCGGUUUCCUUUGUAGGGACGUUUGUUUACCAAACAAAAGUAUUGUCCUUUACUCAAAUGUGACUGAAGAAUUUCAAAUGACAUGAACAAAAACUCACAAACAUACGUAAAGAUUCACAUUGCAUACGAUUGUAAAUAAAUAAACAAAAGUGUUAUACAUCGUGCUUCAUUUUAUGGAGAUUCAUAAGGUAUAAAGAAGAUAGUAUUCUGAUUUUUUUUACCUAGAAUGAGCGCGUAUAAUUGGCAAAAAAAUUACAGCUAAUUUACGAUUUUGUUUAUAAUUAGGUUUUGAGUACCUAGAGCCUAAACCUAAUGCUCUUUCCUAUUUCCUCUAUAAAAAUGAUUGUGGUAAGACAUACUUUGUAACAUAAAAAAAACUGGCCAUAGGCCAAGGUCAUGUCAUCUACGGCAAUAUGAUGUAUGGCUUGGCGCAUUGUAAUUAGACCUUUACUACCCGCCUUUUGUGCCCUAUAAAUUAAAUGUUUUAUAUGUAUAAAAUUAGUUUCUGCUUGCAAACUCAGCCUGCGUAAAAAAAAAUUCCUGGGUAAAAAGUAACACUCGGGAGGAAUCUAGUUUCCUACUUCUAUUACUGAAAAAAAAACAUAACGGUAAAAAAUUCAUAACGGUAACAGAAACAAACAAACUUUCAGCACAUACAUAUUUAUGUAAAGUUUUUGUCUAAAUCUUAAUUAACAUACGCAGCAUCGUGUCUUUUUCCCUUUUCAGGGGAAGGCAGGGGUGAAACAUCCCCACAUUUAGCCAAUUAUAUUAGGUCCAAGUAAUAGGGGGCUACUGUCAUUUACUGGGCACAUUUCCAGACUUAGGGCUUACACAAAGUUGAAAAACACAAUGUUAUUCCUCGAAACGAGAUUCGACUACGAGAUUUAAGUGCGAUUGUGGUAAUGCGCACGCAAUUCAUCUUACCUACCAAGGCAGUCAAAAAUUUCAUAAAAAAAAGUAGAAAUACUCUUUGUCUUAUCUCUUUAAAGUCGGUAGGCGAGGUAUUUAUGAUUUUCCAUAAAACUGAAAUAGCUUCCACUGUUGAGAAAUAGUUCAGAGUUCUUUACAAUUUCUAAUUAUCUUACAUUUUAUAGUAAUAUGUUUAAACUUUUAUAUAGUUUUGACUGACGUUGUCAUAAUUAUUAUGUAUCUUGUGAGGUCCAGUAUUAGAAAAUAAUAUUACUAUUAUGUGAAACUCUUGAGAUCCAUUUUAUAAAAUUCGUGAAUUUUUUGUUGAUGAAACGUGAUUUAUCUGGGAAUAUAAAUGGUGCAGUUUAGGGCGAUAUGUUCAAAUACUACUAUAAAGUAAUUUUAAUAGUCUCAGCGAAGUGAAGAUGCACUACACGCACUUCACUUGGUGCUUUCAACUUUGAGUUUAAUAUGUUACAUACAAAUUUAAAAAUGGCUCCCUUUGAUUAAAAUAUGGGACACACCGUAUAAAGUACAUUAUCGUGAUUGGGCCUUCAUGAAUGAUGCAGUGCGUCCGUGGUUGCAGUGGCAGGCGGUUUGUUAGCACAGUUGCAGUUAUUAAGAUUGUGUCAUUAUUUUCGCCGUUGCAUGCGUCUGUGUCGCGGGCCCAGCGCGGAUUCGAAUAGUUUUUUUUUUAAAUAUAAAGGCGGAAGGUCGGGUGAUGGGUCGACGGUUUGUGCUAACACUGGUGAUCGGGAUAUCUGCUGGAUUUAGUUUCGCGUACAUAUUAUUAACAUCUACAGGAUUCACGCGAGAUGUCGCUUGGCCGGCGUACAGGGACUCAGUGCGGGACCUAGACAAACACCCGAUCGUGAGCGUGGUGGAACAUGGAAGCGACGAGCCGGCGCACAAAGACGAGGAUCGGUCGGUUGCGGACGAGCUGUCGAGGCGGGUGCGGGUUCUCUGCUGGGUGAUGACGCAGCCCAACAAUCACGAGAAAAAGGCUAAGCACGUCAAAGCCACGUGGGGCAAGAGAUGCAAUAAGCUGCUGUUCAUGAGCAGUGUUGAAGACAGCAGCCUCCCGUCAGUGAAACUGCCUGUGAGCGAGGGACGGGAUUACCUGUGGGCCAAGACGAAGGCGGCGUUUCGAUACGUCUACGAGCACCAUCGGCGAGAGGCGGACUGGUUCCUCAAAGCGGAUGACGACACGUACGUGGUGGUGGAGAACUUGCGGUAUAUGUUGGCUGACUACAACAGCGACGACCCCAUAUACUUUGGGUGCAGGUUCAAACCUUUCACUCAGCAGGGCUACAUGAGCGGCGGCGCGGGGUACGUGCUGAGCCGCGCGGCGCUGGAGCGGUUCGUGACGGCGGCGCUGCCCGCGCCCACGCUCUGCAAGGCCAGCGACCACGGCGCCGAGGACGCGGAGAUGGGCAAAUGUCUAGCCAACAUCGGUGUGAAGGCGAUGGAUUCGCGCGACUCGAUGCACCGCGGCCGUUUCUUCCCGUUCGUACCGCAGGAUCAUCUGUUCCCGAACAAGGACAAGGGAUUCUGGUAUUGGAGCUACAUCUACUAUCCUAGUGACGAGGGUCUCGACUGCUGUUCAGACCACGCGGUGUCUUUCCACUACGUGAACCCCGAACAGAUGUACGUGCUGGACUACUUGAUAUACCAUCUUCGACCUUACGGCAUACGGUAUGGGAGCGGCGACCUGCCCAAAAUACUUCGCAAUAGCACCAGAGAGUUGGAACAUCAGUAAAUAUGCACUUGAUUAAUGCUGAGAGAAUUUGGUAGUUAUUAUUCGAGUUUAAAAAUAAGUUCAAACGUUUCAUAUAAAGAUCAGGAUAUGUUGGUUUAGCCAAGGUUAAGCCGAAAAAAAAUUUUUUUUUUCUGUAAAGAAUAUGUUUCUUAUACUCCAUAAAUUAUUGCAGAAUAUCAUGCAAUAGCAUUUUAUUAAAUAUUUAAAACAACACUAAGUUUUCUCAGCAGGUCGAGUGUGGAUUAAAAACAUUGUAACAAAAAGUAUUGCAAAUAACAUUCCAAAUGUGAUUGAGACUUGAUUUUAUAAUUUAUAGCCAAAUUCGGUCAAUAAACUAAGCUGUGCAGUUAGCAAAAUUUUGCUUUUGAACAAUGUUAUUGUAUGGAUGUUGUAGAUUCAAUUCUAAGUUUUAUCGAUUUAAGUAGGAAUAAGCAUAAUCGGAAUCUCAAAUAAGUAUAUUGGUCUCCUACUUAAAAAAAAUCUCAUACGUAUCAGAAAAAAUAUUGAUAAUAGUUUUUGAUCGAAUUUGGUAAUACUGAAAUUCAAAAGACCAGUAAAAUUACAGUGAAAUUUUGUAUAAAUAUGUGAACGAAAACAUUCUUGUAUAUUUGUAAAUCGUCAUAGUAUAGACGUAGCAUAAUAAUGAAGUGAGAAAUAUAAUAUAUACUGCGUAAUAUGUAGCUAUUAUAUUGAUUUUAAUUAUCAAUAAUUGUAUAUCGAUUGUCGAUUCAAGUAUCGAUAAUUGUUUUUAUCGAUUAUAAUCAAUUGUCGAUGCUAUUUGUGUAAAUACAGAUAGCCAUAACUUUAUGUCGUACCAUACAUUAUAACAUAAAUAAUUUUGUACUAGAACUUACCAUUGUUACAUGUGUUUUAAAUGCGAACAGAUUACAGUAUUGUGAAAAUACCUAACAGUUAAAUACGACAGUUUUUUAUAUCGAUAAAAAAUACCUUAAUUUACAGUUAUCGAAUAGUGAUAACAAAAUAUGUCGAUAUUUUUACUAUGUUAAGAAAAAGUCGAAAUGUGAAGUUAUGGUUUGCCUGAAGAUGCUAUAAUUUUGCGCAUUUAAGCGUUUUAGUGUAAGAGUUAUUAAUCUUGCCAUUUGUAAGUCGAUCGUAAAUUGUAAACAAAAGUUUCUUAGAGAAGAUUUUUAUUGUCUACUGAUUUAAGACAAAAUCUUUUGAUAUUUAUAAAGGUAUCGCCAGUUGUUGAUCAUAAAUCAACAUUUUUUCAUUGAAUCACGGAAUAAAAUUCAUUUUUGCUAUAUUUUUCUCAUACUAUUUUUAUAUAGAUAUAGAGAUAAUUUGUAUAUAGCCAUUUUGUCAGAAGUUUGUUUGAGAGAGAUGACCAUAUCGACCGCGGUGGUUGUUAAAGUAUCAGUAAAAUACCGAACGCUUUCUUAAAUGUUUUCUAGGUGGUGUUGAUAAUUUCAAAUCAAGGUCACAAUUUAAUAUAAUAACAAUAAUAAUAAUAAUUUGCGGUCGACCAUUAUUGUUAAAAGAGCAUAAUAUAUUAUUAUUUAUAAAAUACUAUAUCAUGUCAUCAGGGUCAGUGCAUUUACAUAGAACACGUGCUUUUAGACUUAUUUAAUUUAUUGUAAGAGUUCGCGAAUCGUGUAAAAACAUGCUAAAUAUACCAAAUUAGUUUAAGGUAGAUAGUGGAUUUUUUAGGCAAUGAAUCGAUUUUUUUCCUUUAUAGUUAAAAAACUAUGAAAAACAAAGCUUUUGGCAGUCAAACAUUUGUGGUGGAUUUAAUAAUUAUUUAAAUUUAGUUUCAUUCGAUUCGAAUAUUUUCAGUCAAAUGUCUCGUACUGCUUUUUAGGUAUUAUGACAGAUAUCCCUAAAAAUUGGGAAAUUUAGAAAAUUCCUUAAUUUUGUACAGUGAGCCUAGACCCUAUCUAUUCGAAUGGUGAUACAUUACCUUAAAAAUUUACUAUUUAAAUACUGUGUUAAAUUUAUCUCCAAAUUCAUCGAAUAAAAGAAUUAAUGACAUAAAAGUAAAUUGGAUCUCAUAUAAAUAAUAUUAUGUGGAUACCUCCACUGUUAAUAAUAUGUUUAGGGAGCAUUCAGAUAUUAUCGAUUCGAGGAUGUUUUUCGAAAAGCUGUUUUCUGCUUUUAUCACAAAUUGAUGUCUAGCGCAAUUUUAAAAACUAGUCUUCACGAAUAGAACUUGAGUGCGAAAUCGAUUUAUUAUAAUUUUUCUAAUCGAUAUGUAAUCGGAGCGAAAUCAGGCUUUGGUAUAAAAAUAGCCACCUUGAAGUUGGACCUCUUUAAAAUAAAAUAAUAUUAAACUCAUCACAGUCAGGAAAUACCUAUUAAUCUUUUAAGAGUGUAAUCGAUAAACACCCCCAAAAUCGAUAAUGUUCUCAAGUUCAGAAUACGCUAUGAUAAUCUUGGAAUCGUUUUAAUGAAGCGAAUACCCGCACGCAAUGAUUAUGUACGGGACAUCUCUUAUUGAUAGCAAUGAUAGAUUGUUUUUGAUAAUAGACACCUUUUGCUAUUUGCUAAACUUAUGUGAUAAAUGAUAAUGAGUACGCGUUAGCCGUCGCUCGGGUCUCUAGACGCACUGAAUGUAAAAAUUGAUUUUUAGAUAAAAUCGAUGCGCCACGCCAACUUGCUAACGCGGCAAUCAUUUUUAUGUAUGGCGAGCCCAUACAGAUUACGUCACAUGUUAACCAAAGAUUUUUGAUAGCCAGUAAGUUUUGUGAUGGCACUAAAGUAGUUUUAUCACGAGUUACCAUACGUAGGCGAUAUAUUUAUAUGGAUAUUUUAUAGAAUACGUGUGUCAUUGUAUGUUUUAAGUUUUAUCUAGUGUGUUUUUGAAUGUCUGAUUUUUUAUUCGACGGAUAAUUUUUAUCGCCGCGGACUAACUUUGUAAUUUUAACAGUUUCUUGUAGGAAAAGUGUCAGUUAUUAUUUGGAUCAAAAUUAUCUGGGGCUUAAAAAAUCAGACGCAUGUUAUAUUACAAAUUUAAUUUAAAUUCUGGCGCGGAUUAGUUUCUUUUAUGGUUUGAAUUAUAUUUCAAUACUGAAAAUAAGUUCCUAUUUGACAGCCGUGGUUGUCAACUUUGAAAAGAAAUCGAGGAUAAGUAUCCUGCUGAAAAGUUUGUGGGCUAUAACUAUAUUUGGGUUUAGGUUUUGUGCCAGAGUUCCUCGUAGUUCCUGAUACAACACAUUGUGUCAGGACUGUUUUAUUUAUUUAUAGUUUAAUCCGAAAUAUAUGUCCCAGUGUAAAAAUGCUCCAGUGUACAAGAGCCAUAAUAAGAAUGUCAUUUUCGUAGAAUUUUUUCGCUUUAUGGUUUUGCUCAAUUUCUUUUAUUAUUUAUGAUUUAAUAAAGACUUUGUGAAAUAAA